AUGGAUGCUUUUGAAUUUCUGGAGACGCUGCCAGCAGCAACGCUUGAGCGUCUAUAUCAAGAUCCGUGGGCAUGCCAGGCUGUCUUCCAGGCGCUCCCACCUCUUGCUCAGCAAUUUGUCAUGCGUCUUCUACCCACAAAUACCUCAGUACCACGUGAUCUUUUAGAGAAAUGGGUUGUUCCACUGCCCGGAGACAGUCACGAAAUGCCACCGCAAUUUAACGCCGCAUUACACAAACUCGACGGCCUCAGGGUAUUUAUACAGGAAAAUGGUGGCUAUAGACCUCACCCUUUGUUUCAAAAGCAGCUCAUGUACGCACUAAGCAAUCUAGGUGGAUCUCCAUGGGAGCGUGGACGAUUACGUCUUCCCAAAGACCCUGAGAACACCUUUGCAGCAAAGGACCUGGAGCGGUAUGCGAGGGCACGCUGGGACUCAGUGCUGCACUAUAUGGUUGGCUCAACCGCUGUGCAGGAGCCGCCUCAAUCUGUUGUAGAUAUCUUAUUACGCACAAAACUCCUUCAGUCUAGUGAGGCAGAUUCGAGAGCGCUGCAUAUAACUGACACGGGCUACGAGUUUAUGCUGAAAGAUAUUCACGUCCAAAUGUGGACUUUCAUGUUGGAGUACAUUCGUACGCUGGAUAAUACGGGCACUUUGAAGCAAGAGGAUAUCUUGCAAUUUUUGUUCCAACUAAGUUAUUGUCAGACGGGUGGGUAUUAUGCCGUGGCAGAUCUGACACAGACGCAACAGCUUCUGCUCGGGGAUUUUAUUGACUUUGGCUUGCUUUUUCGUAAACGCUCGAACUCCGACCGUUUUUAUACAACGAGUUUGGCUGUAAAUCUCAUUUUUGGUGGAUCUAAAGGACAAGAACGCUCACAUGUCCGUCUAACAAGUUCGUUUGCUGGAGUGCGCGCUGGUGUAAAGUCGCAAGUGACAAACCCACGCCUUACUCCGGUACUUGACCAUGAAGCACAGUUGCUUGUGGUUGUCGAAACAAAUUUUAAAAUUUACGCCUACACUUCGUCGACUCUUCAUGUGGCGAUGCUCAGUGUAUUUGUAGACAUUGUAGCGAGACUCCCCAACCUGGCCAUUGGCUUUAUUACACGUGAAAGCCUGCGCUCAGCUCUAAUUCAUGGCAUCUCAGCGCAGCAAAUAUAUGACUUUCUUGUGAAACAUGCACAUCCAAAAAUGCGUCAAAACACUCCAAUAGUGCCAGAGAACAUCGCCGACCAAAUUUAUUUGUGGGAACGCGAGCGCAACCGCGUGCAAUUCAUAGAGGGUAUUCUUUUCGAUGGCUUUAACACUAAAGAGGAUUACGAAAGUGUUUGCGACUAUGCAAGGAAUCUUGACGUGCUAACGUGGGCCGAUCCGAUUCAUUUCAGGUUAUCAAUUGCUAGCAAAGGCAUAAACGAGUUGACAGUCAACAUUGACCAAAUGGAUGGGUUUGAGCUGAUUAUCGACGAGUGA
This is a messenger RNA of Plasmopara halstedii, 1464 nucleotides long. RefSeq names its product general transcription factor iih. The transcript has 3 exons. Gene Ontology annotation, cellular component: transcription factor TFIIH holo complex; transcription factor TFIIH core complex. Gene Ontology annotation, biological process: nucleotide-excision repair. Gene Ontology annotation, molecular function: ATPase activator activity; double-stranded DNA binding. Bases 1 to 1464 code for a protein of 487 amino acids. NCBI's taxonomy places the organism in Eukaryota, Oomycota, Peronosporomycetes, Peronosporales, Peronosporaceae. The record is from RefSeq and is a predicted model, not a curated record.